AUGCUGUAUCGGGUGAUGUUCAGAUGGAUGUGUAAGUCGUUACCCAAGAGGAGAGUGCAAUGUCUUUGUUUUCACACCAGUUCUAGUGUGAACAUAAAAGAAUUCAGUGAGGAUUCUCGGUACAGUAAAGUCAACGAGGGAAAGGCAGAAAUACUCCACCCAGCUAAUGUGUUCUACAAUCGAGUUCAGGAGUUUAACAGGGACCUCACUGUGGCUGUAAUUUCAAACUUUGUUCAAAUACGUCAACAGGAGAUUAGGCGUAGUAAAGCGCGGAGAAGUGAUUGUGUAACUGAGAAACAUGUCAUAGCAGACGAUGAUAUUGAGGUACCAACUGGAAGUACAUAUGAUCAUGAGGUUAUGGAAGCUGGGAGGAAGUAUGCUGAUGGUAUAUCAAUUUUGGAAGGCCUAGCAGCAUCUGGGCUGCGGUCAAUCAGGUUUGGGUUAGAGAUUCCAGGUGUGAAGCGAAUUGUCACCAAUGAUUAUGAUAAAACUGCUGUAGAAGUUAUACAAAAAAACAUAGAGAGAAAUAAACUUGAACACCUCGUCACUUCCAGCUUAGGAGAUGCUUCUAUGGUAAUGUACAUGAGUAAAGGAACAGAUGCUGCAUUUGACGUGAUUGACCUUGACCCUUAUGGAGGUGCAACCCCGUUUCUUGAUGCUGCAGUGCAGUCUGUUGGAGAAGGAGGUUUACUGUGUGUCACAUGUACAGACAUGGCACUUCUUUGUGGAAACACACCAGAAAGUUGUCGGGCAAGAUAUGGAACUAUGUCAUACAGAUCGGUUUACUGUAAGGAAAUGGCACUCCGCAUCCUUCUGCAGUCUCUGGAGACGACUGCUAACAGAUAUUCAAGGUAUAUUGUGCCAAUGAUAUCUAUCAGUGCUGACUUCUACAUUCGAGUUUUUGUGAGAGUUUUCACAAGUGCAGCAAAAGUUAAACUCUCAUCACUUAAGUUGGCUAACAUUUAUCACUGCUCAGGUUGUGGGGCUUUUACCAUUCAGAAGCUGGCUAGAAAAUUACAAACAAAAGGUGACAAUUUGCAAAUGGCUGCAGCACAUGGGCCUCCUGUCACAGAGAUAUGUGAACAUUGUGAACACAAACACUAUGUUGUAGGUCCAGUAUGGGCGGACAGACUUCAUGACACAGAUUUUGUGAAAAAGGUCAUCAGUUAUGUACAAAAGAAGUCAUCUGACUUUCAGACCCACAAGAGAAUAGUCGGCAUGCUUAGCCUGGUCAGUGAGGAGCUCAAAGAUUGUCCCAUGUAUUAUGUCAUUGAUGAUUUGUGCAAGAAAAUUCACGUCAGAGAAAUGAAGCAGGAAUUAUUUAUGUCUGCUUUGUUGAAUGCUGGUUUUGAAGUUUCCUUGUCUCAUGCUGAACAGAAUUCCAUCAAGACAAAUGCAUCAAACAGGGAUAUUUGGGACAUUAUUAGAUCAUGGGAGAAGAUACAUCCAGUGCACGAGAAGAGGCUUGUAACAGGUUCAGUCACAGUCAAUAUUCUAUCUAAAGAGCCAGUCCUCAAGGUGUCCUUUAAGCACCACUCAGGAGCCUCACAGGAUUCUAAGAAAAAGGGACUGGCAGGAUACCAUAAUAAUCAGGAAAAAAAUUGGGGACCAAAGCCAAAGACUAAACGAUCAAAGGUUGGUUGUUUAGGAUCUGUGAGAAACAAGUGGUAGUUUGCAGGGAUAGAGUCUGGAAGUCUGUAAUAAUCACACAUUUAUCACAAGUAGGACAUUACCUAUGCCCUCAAAAGCUUGGAGUUUGGUGGCUACAAGGUAGGUUCCAUGGACAGUCUGUCUCAGACUGGUUCAGUGUAGGGACAAUGGAGGCUUUCGCCAUGGACUGCCACAAAG
Ylistrum balloti is the source of this 1848-nucleotide messenger RNA. Its product is annotated as tRNA (guanine(26)-N(2))-dimethyltransferase-like. Gene Ontology annotation, cellular component: nucleus. The coding region runs from base 1 to 1671 and encodes 556 amino acids. Gene Ontology annotation, molecular function: RNA binding. The transcript is spliced from 3 exons. Gene Ontology annotation, biological process: tRNA N2-guanine methylation. The record is from RefSeq and is a predicted model, not a curated record. Lineage: Eukaryota; Metazoa; Mollusca; Bivalvia; Pectinida; Pectinidae.